AAGCAAAUGCACAAGUUUAGAUAAUCUGUUGUCUAGCAGUCAGAACAGUUUUAGGAUGAAUAUUGAAAGUCAUUUUCCAUUCAUUAAUGGUGAGAGCAGAGAGACAUCAUGUUUUUUUACAUUUCAGAUAAUUUUUUUUAUCAAUGGACAAUCCUGCAGAAAACUUUGAAGAUGCCAGUACUGCUGUGGAAGAAUGUCACCCAAUGGAAGGAGUAUUCCACAGCCACCUGGAUGAAAAGGUGCGGCCUUACAUAGACCUGAUUGACUCCCUAAGAGUGAUCGGCAUCGAGAAAGAUCUGGCCUUGCCGGCCAUCGCUGUGAUCGGAGACCAGAGCUCUGGCAAGAGCUCCGUACUGGAGGCCCUGUCUGGGGUGGCACUGCCCAGAGGGAGUGGAAUUGUGACCCGCUGUCCUCUUGAGCUAAAGCUGAGGAAGCUGAGAGGAGGAAUCCACUGGAAGGCCUCCAUCUCCUACGGAGACGAGUUCAUCCAGUUUGAUGACCCAUCACUGGUGGAAGGCUAUGUGGCUGAGGCACAGGACAAGCUGGCUGGAGUAGGGGUGGGAAUCUGUGAUGAGCUGAUCUCUUUGGAGAUCAGUUCUCCUGAUGUGUGUGAUCUCACCCUGAUUGAUCUACCUGGAAUUGCGAGGGUUCCUGUUAAAGGUCAGCCAGAAGACAUUGGAGAUCAGAUAAAACAACUCAUCCUGAAUUUUAUUGGGAAGACUGAAACCAUUAUAUUAGUUGUGGUUCCAUGUAAUGUUGACAUUGCAACAACAGAAGCUUUGAAGAUGGCACAGGAAGUUGAUCCUGAGGGGAAAAGGACUCUGGCAAUCCUGACCAAGCCAGACCUGGUCGACAAAGGGACAGAGAAGAAUGUUCUAGACAUUGUCCGAAACCAAGUGAUCCCUCUCAGCAAGGGCUACAUCAUUGUGAAGUGCCGUGGCCAGAAGCAGAUCAACGACAGGAUCUCCCUAUCUGAUGCCACCAGAAUCGAGAGAGAUUUCUUUAGGCGCCAUGAGUACUUCAGUGGUCUUCUGUAUGAAGAGAAAGCCACUACACAGUGUCUUGCCACAAAACUGACCCAGGACCUCGUUGACCACAUCAAAAAAUCCCUUCCUCUCAUAUCUGAGCAAAUUAAGAAGCAGCUGUGGGACACCAGGAAGGAGCUGAGUCUGUGUGAGAGUGGGCCGCCUCUGGAACCUCACGAGAGGAAGAGCUACCUCAUCGAUACACUAUCGCUGUUCAAUGACAAGAUAAACCGACUGUCCACAGGGGAGCUUGUCAGCGAAGAGAACCUGUUCAUCCUUCUGCGAUCUCAAUUUAAAAAAUGGAAUGAACACCUGGAUUGGACCAAAGAAACAUUUCACAGUACGGUGCAGGAAGUUGUGAUGGCGUACGACCAGAAACACAGAGGCCGUGAGCUGGCAGGGUUUAACAACUACAGCGUGUUUGAGAUGGUCGUCCAGAGGCUGGUGGUGGAGCUCAAGGGGCCAGCCAUGGAGACGAUGAAGAUCAUCCGAGAAAUGGUCCAGCAGCAAUUUACCGAAGUGGCUAAAGCCUCCUUCCCGACUUAUCCUUUUCUUCAGUGCGUUUCAUUGAACAAGAUAGACAACAUACAGUCAACACAGGAGUCCCUGGUGCAGGAGAGGCUCUUGGAACAAUUUGAAAUGGAGCAGCUAGUCUACACACAGGACGGCAUCUACUACAAAAGCCUGAAUGAAUGCAUGGUUGCAGGCGGGGAGAAGGCUUCUGACAGUAACUGUGCAGACUUCGAUAGCAGGUCCAAGUACCCGGCCAUGCUCAGGGCCUACUAUGAGAUUGUUGUCCAGCGGCUGGCUGACCAGGUGCCGAUGCUGAUCCGCUACUUCCUGCUGAAGGAGUCGGGCCGGAUGUUGUGCAGGGAGAUGCUUAACCUGAUGGAUGGAAGUAAUGUAAAUGAGAUCCUGCGCGAGGAGUCGGAAGUCAGCCGCAAGAGGAUCGACAUGCAGAACCGCCUGGAGCGCCUCACGCUGGCCCAGAAAAAGAUCAGCAAUUUCUUCUGAGGCAGAGAAAGAAUGGCACUGCAUUCCCAUGCUUUCAUUUCUAAAAUGUGUGUGUAUAUCUGGACAUGUGCUUAUUUCCUAUACUAGCUUCAAGAUUUAUCAAGUUUGUGCUUAAUGUGAAAAGUUCAGACUGCACAUACAAUUACGCACAUAAAAUUAACAGCUUGUAAGUCACCAAUAUAUUUUAUUAAUUGCUUACUCAAAUAAGAAUGUGGAAUAUGAAACAGAUUUUUCUUAAA
Molecule: messenger RNA, 2278 nt
Organism: Anguilla anguilla (European eel)
Lineage: Eukaryota; Metazoa; Chordata; Actinopteri; Anguilliformes; Anguillidae
Product: interferon-induced GTP-binding protein Mx3-like
Exons: 13
Coding region: 144-2039 (631 amino acids)
Biological process (GO): defense response to virus
Cellular component (GO): cytoplasm; microtubule; nucleus
Molecular function (GO): microtubule binding; GTPase activity; GTP binding
Source: RefSeq, a predicted model, not a curated record